Molecule: messenger RNA, 1144 nt
Organism: Plodia interpunctella (Indianmeal moth)
Lineage: Eukaryota; Metazoa; Arthropoda; Insecta; Lepidoptera; Pyralidae
Product: deoxyribonuclease-2-beta-like
Exons: 6
Coding region: 39-1091 (350 amino acids)
Biological process (GO): apoptotic DNA fragmentation
Molecular function (GO): deoxyribonuclease II activity
Source: RefSeq, a predicted model, not a curated record
GUACAAGAAGGAAAUCUAACAUUGGGUUAUGCAAGACGAUGUGCGAUGUAGGUUUUAUUUGGUGUUCCAUAGUGGGCCUAGUGUGUUGUGGAUAUGUACUCUGUGAUGUUGAGGACUGGGCAUCUGAUAUAAGAUGCAGGGAUAAUACUCACAUGCCUGUGGAUUGGUGGAUUCUUUAUAAGCCUUCUCGCUCGUCGUUGCGCCGCGGUCGAAACUAUACCUUCCUAACACCAUAUUCUGAAGGAAGAUGGGAAACCUCCUCUGUUCACAUCACUUCUUAUUCUAUGCUGAUGAACACCAUAGCGCCAAUAUGGACGGACGAAUUGGUUCAGAAAAACUUGGCUGUCUUAAUAUACACCGAGCGUUCUGGGAUACAAGGGUCAGCGGCCAAGGGCAUACUGAUGGCUGAUAGGGAAGGAGGUGUUUGGGUGACCCACACCGUGCCUGGCUUUCCUGACGUAAUGCAGGAGAUGAUGUCAUUCCCAGACAACGAAAUAGAGAACGGCCAUUUGAUGACGUGCAUGGCGUUAGACCACGCGGCUCUAGACGGCAUCUUCAGAGUAAUUGCCCAGACAAACCCUAACGUUCAGAAGAUGCAAGUGCCAUCUCAUUUGUCCCACUUGUUGCCUAAUUGGAACAAAAUGCCGGUUCCUGGAGACACAAAGGUGGUUGAUUUUUUUACACAUGACAAGAGAUUAAACCCAAUCUUGGUGGCGCGCAAGCCGGGUGACACCCACUGUCUCUUCGAGGUGUUCGCGAAGGCCAAAAAAGUUAUUUUCGACAUCUACGACAGGAAUAAGCACGAUACAUUUUGUGAUAAAGAAUAUGGCGUGCGUCAAAUCAAGGCGAUAUCCAUCAAAUUUCCAGGUGAAGUCCAUUACAUAGAAAACUCAACCGAUCGAGCAACAUUUGGGGUCAGUACCGCGGCCCACUGGCAGAAAACUGGGGCUGGCCCCACCCAGUACUGGGCUUGUAUUGGUAGUUAUGAAGAACCCAGCAUUUACCCAAGGGGCAGCAUGCUCAUAUGCAUUUUGAAUUACGACGUGUGGUUCGCUUUCAGCAAUUUGAAACUUAAUGAGCCGAGUUGUUAGGCGUUUUGUAUUGAAGUUAUGUGCUGCUAAAUAUUAUAUACUCUGUGGUGGUA